Desarmillaria tabescens is the source of this 1504-nucleotide messenger RNA. RefSeq lists its product as uncharacterized. The record is from RefSeq and is a predicted model, not a curated record. The transcript is spliced from 3 exons. NCBI's taxonomy places the organism in Eukaryota, Fungi, Basidiomycota, Agaricomycetes, Agaricales, Physalacriaceae. Bases 1 to 1161 code for a protein of 386 amino acids.
AUGCUUCCUCAGUUCGGAGAAUACUUUACCUUCACACUGGAUCCGGUGGCCUCCCUGAAAUCACUGAAUGACGACGAGGUAAACGAAGCAUGCAAAGCUUUGGGCACUGGCAAAACAUAUGUUGCCUCGGUCAUCAAUCUCCUCUCCUUCCCCGUUCCCGGUGCUGAAUAUGUGUCUGUGGCUCUGACGCUGGUGUCAAAGGGUCUUCCAGAAGCUUUGCCAGAUUCCUUUAUAACGCCUGAUAUGUCGGUAGCCAUUCUACCAAACACGUCUAACCCGCUGUCUCGACCCCCGCUGGAGCCUUCUGUCCCUCUGCCUUGGUCUGACUGCUACCAUCCCACACAGUCCAUGAUGACGUGCCGAGUCAAAAACAACAUCACCCUUGGGCAACCGUGGCCCACUCCUAAAUACUGCAUCGACGGUCACGCACAGAACCUCCUUGGUGGGACAUACUUCUACGAGGAUGCUGAGCGGAGGGAGGUCUUGAGGAAAGCUCGAGAGCAACCAUCCACCAGCAGCCAGUCAGAAGAACAUGAAGCAUCUUCAGUUAUCUCACCUCUUCCCGAGUCUGAACCGGACGCCCACAGCGACUACGAACCUUCGCUUAAGGACCCUGAAGACGAAGACGAUACGCCAACCUUUGACGUGCAAAGCCAGUGUUCCGAUUCACCCAGCAUGGCGAGCGAGGUUUCCGAACCGCAGGAGCCUGGUCACAAGCGACGUUUUUCUUUCAAGUCAUUCUUCCGUAGACUAUUUCGCAAAAUUUUGCCUUGUGUUCCAUGCUUGCGGGGAAGUUCCUGCGAUGACGACAGCUCCUCAAUGUCACCAUCCUUCGACCCAUAUGCAGUCAUUGCCAGGCUAUUCGGUCCUCCACUCGAGGAUACGAUGCCGGUGAUAGUCGUGUCAAAAGACUUGAAGUCAGUACAGGAGAUCAACAAUCCUUGGGACUUUUUUCGUGAAUUGGCCCCCCUCAAAAGAAUUGAGGAGCAAUAUCAUGAGCGCGUCAAAGUGAAAACUCAAGCUGCUAUUGAACGUGCGUGCCAAAAGAAUGAGCAACUAAAUCAACUUCAAGAAAGAAUGCUUCAACACAAGUCUCCACCUGAAGAGACGGUAGAGACCUCUGUUUCUCCUGCUACAACAGGCGCGUACUUCAAAUAUUAGCUCAUUGUUUUUACUUUUUAGCAACCUCAAAAUCAAGACUCAGUGACCACUGACAAGUGCAUAAGAAUGUUUAAUGUUGUUGAUGAUUAAAAAUAUCGUGGAAUCGGUCGAGGGUUCAGACUCGACACUCGGAUCCUGAAUUUUGAAAGUUAGUUCGGACUCGUCGCUCGGGCCUCGUUAUUAAAUAAACAAGCCGAUCAUAAAAAAUACUGUUCUGCCUUGUGCGGAUGUGCACUUACUCCGAUAAAACUCUCAACUGGUACGCUUCGUACUGAUAACUUAGGUCUUCAGACCUGUAUAUUUAUGGUACCUCUCCUUUCUGCCACCGUUGUCCAACCCGCAG